Molecule: messenger RNA, 2826 nt
Organism: Trematosphaeria pertusa
Lineage: Eukaryota; Fungi; Ascomycota; Dothideomycetes; Pleosporales; Trematosphaeriaceae
Exons: 3
Coding region: 422-2539 (705 amino acids)
Molecular function (GO): protein binding
Source: RefSeq, a predicted model, not a curated record
AGGGAUCCGGAACCCCUUCAGGGAGUUUUGCUACCUAGGUAGAAUACUUGGUGGUGUGCGGUUCGCGACGACAUGGCAGGCUUGGCGCGCCGGCAUGGGGCUGCUCACGUGUUGUGGGGAGAGCUCCAGCCCUUCAGGCGCCACAGCGUACGACGGGCAUAGUUGCGCGUGAGCUCGUCAAAGACCGAGUGCAUCCCCAACAGCCGCUCACCUCCGCAUGCUCCAGACGACUACAGCCUUCAUCGCCAUCUCUGUUGUGCUGGCGCUGCCCCUUGCCUGUCUUCAACGCCUCCCGCGUCUGGCUGGCCGCGUGUCUGACGUAUUGCCUCGCGCUGCUGUUCGUCCAGUUUACAUAAACCACGUCCUGCCUGCCUACGCCUCCCGGCAGAUCAUGCCGCCAUCACCCACCUGAUCCCAAAGCAUGGCCGUCGACGACUUCUUGAGUCGAGAGACGGACGCCUUUGUGUUGCCUUCCAAGUCCUACUAUCCCCUCAAGAUCCCUAUAGCGCACUACCAGCUGCGACACUUCAUCAGCUCGCCGGAGCCCGAUAUUCUCUACUACGCCAGCGGCUGCGACAUCUACUGCCUGAAUGCGGCCACGCAUACACAGGCGCACCUAACCACGCUCCCGUGGGAAGCGCGCUGUACAGCGUCGGGCUAUGGCUAUGUGUGCGUGGGCGGCGCCGACGAUGGCAACUUUGCUGCCAUCAAGGUGACCGGCUUUCCUCCCGCUGACCCGGCCGACGUCGAUGCCUUGCUGCCUCUCGAACUCGCCAGCCGAUCCACCCUACCACGCCCGCCCAUGCUGGGCGCCGCCGACCGCGUCAAAUUUGAAAAGAUUGGCGACGACAUUGUCAACUCAAUAUCAAUACACAAGUUCCCUGCUGAGGGAGAAGGUCGAGAUGAGGUUGUGGCCGUCCUCACGAACAACGACAAGACCGUGCGCAUAUACUCUCUCACACAGAACCUGGAGGUGACUUCCCUGGAUCUGCCCUUUCCCAUGAACCAUGCGACCAUAUCUCCGGACGGGCAGCUCUUGGUUGCGGUUGGUGACCAGCACAACGGCUUCUUCUUCGAACGCGCCAAGUCCAAGAAGCCGAGCUCCAUGAAGACCCCAGAAGGCCGAUUACAGUCGAUCCCGCCAGAGUGGAAACUAUUUCAAGAGGUGUGCUUGUAUGUGCCUUCAGGGUCACCCAUCGAAGGGUACUUCACAACGGCAUGGUCGCCUUCAGGGCGUCUAUGCGCUGUAGGAUCGGAAUGUGGCUACAUUACGGUUUUUGAUGUGGAACUGCUGAAGAGAUGCGAAUACGGAGAAGACGCCAUCGUGCAACUAAUCAGCUCUACCAGACCUGACACCGCCAUAGGCCCUGGCGCGGUAAGGACUAUGCAAUUCUCACCUGCACCGUGGGACUUCCUCAUAUGGAGCGAGGACCAAGCGCGGGUCUGCGUGGCCGAUGUCAGGUCGGGGCUCAAAGUCAAGCAGGUACUCUCUCUGGACCCGAAAGAGGAGGGCAUAGAGAGGGUGGAAAUCGCCGACUUCGACGUGGAAUUAAGCCCGGAGAUGCAUGACCUGCGCCGGGAAGCUGACUUCAUUCGGAGGUAUCGCCGUGCUCUUGACUCGGAAGGAACUGCUGCUGCCGUCAACUUCGCCACCGACUACAUCGAGGCUUCAUCGGAACGACGAAGGCUUCAUAGACAGCUUGGUGUAGUUGAGUCUGACGAUGACCCACAUGGCCUAACUGCUCACGAAAGACAAGUUCUCGAGGCUUUGCGGACAACAAGGCAACGAGACGAAGCGCGCGAGCAGGGAACUGCACCCCGAAGUUUAAACUACAUGGCUUCGGGGCCCGGAGAGGCCAGACGGUACGGUGGCAGCUUGAUCUUUUUCCUUCCAGGUCAGGAGGAUGCUGACGAUAGUAAUAGGGAAAGGGAAGCCGCGGCGCGGCGCAACAUGGCCGAUACCUUCACCGAAUUUAUGUCAGAGAGUGCUCGGCAGCUCAACCAACUGCACCAGCGCACUGCUCCCCGCCGGCAGGCUUCUGUGAUCGUCUCCAUUGACGACAAUGGGAUCACGGGUACUCCUCAAGCCAACAUCACGGGUACGGCGACUACCAGGUCGCCCAACCCGAUUCCAGCCCACGCCCGGCGUGACAACAGCGAGAUCAUAGCAUCUACGGACGACGCCUGGCGCACUAUCGAGGAAGCUCUUGCGCGCAACGCUCGGGCCGCAGACAACGUGCGUAGUUCUGCUGCACCCGAACUUCGCACCGAGCUUCGUCGCCUCCGACAGCUCACGCAGAUGCGGGAGCGGCUCCGCAAUGCACGCGAGGCACAACCCCUCGAAUCCUAUGGCCUUGGUGGGCUGGGAUACCGGCGGUCCAGUCGCAACUUUCUCGACCCCGCGCUUGGGCUGCGAACUGCUGGCCUUGCGAUGAGCCAGGACGGGCGCAAGCUCUACUGCGGGACGGAGGAAGGCAUAUUCGAGUUUCAUAUCAACCUGCAUGAGCGGAAAGGGUUCCCGGCGAUCAAGCCCCGGUAAGGGAGAGGAGGGGGGGAGGGUAAGGGUAUUCGCAAUUUUGGCAUCGGAGUCCUUUGGCUACUGCGGAUUGUGUAUUUGUUGUUCAACCUGACUUUUGGCUCUGGUAAUUUAUGGACGACACGGCAGUUGCACCGGGUAUGGGUCAUUACUAGCAAGCAUUGGCGCAGAGGACGGAGGGUCGAGGGUCGAUGUUCUUUGUAUGUUCUUCCUUGGUAGCUGUUGGAUGUCGGGAUUAGUAUGAAUACCCUGGUAUACUAGGCAGCCAAAAGCGCUUUCCUCUCUUCCGA